Blastomyces dermatitidis ER-3 is the source of this 607-nucleotide messenger RNA. RefSeq lists its product as uncharacterized. The record is from RefSeq and is a predicted model, not a curated record. The transcript has 3 exons. Bases 155 to 607 code for a protein of 150 amino acids. Lineage: Eukaryota; Fungi; Ascomycota; Eurotiomycetes; Onygenales; Ajellomycetaceae.
AGCACGAGUAAAUUUUACGGAAGUCGUGUCCGCGGGGAAAGACAGGUACCCCAGCAUGCUCCCUCCAUUGCCGUUCACAGAGAUGCGCUUACAGGCAUAAUUCUCAACACACGUCAAAGCUGAUAUUAAUGUUUGUCAUUGCAGUCUGCCUGGCAUGAGAAGAGAAAGAGAGGGGAAGCAAGCACUGCUGGUUCCCAGCCUGUCAAAAAAUGUCUCCUCACAAAUUCCAUUCCGCCUUUACAAACAACCUUCUCGUGAAUCGCUAGAGCCCGUGCUGUCUGAGUGCUCUUGCGCUGUCACAAUUCUCUCCCCUGAUUGUCAAGCCAGGGUGUCAGAUUCACGUGGUAUCGGGUUUUUGGAACUUGCAUCCAACAACAGUCUGAAGACAAAAGGUGAAGAGAGGAGGACCAAAAAAGGUAAAAGAGAUCAUGGCACCCGCUUCGACAUUGCCGAAAUAUUGGCGGCCAUUCAUGACUAUUUCCAGAUCAAAGCCUCGUUUCCUCAGCGAGUCUCAGGGGUAUGUUAUCAAGGCUACCCUGCAAUCACGGCCUCGACGAGAAGGACUAAACCCGAGUCAGAUCAUCGUUCGCGUCAGACAUUGCGUUAG